This is a messenger RNA of Pungitius pungitius (ninespine stickleback), 1177 nucleotides long. It is a transcript of the gene anxa14, whose product is annotated as annexin A14. The coding region runs from base 118 to 1065 and encodes 315 amino acids. NCBI's taxonomy places the organism in Eukaryota, Metazoa, Chordata, Actinopteri, Perciformes, Gasterosteidae. Gene Ontology annotation, molecular function: phosphatidylinositol-4,5-bisphosphate binding; cadherin binding involved in cell-cell adhesion; calcium channel activity. The record is from RefSeq and is a predicted model, not a curated record. The transcript is spliced from 12 exons. Gene Ontology annotation, cellular component: nucleus; cytoplasm; plasma membrane.
ACACUCUCAAAAUGUGUAAUUGGGUUUCUUUUCUUUGGCUCCGUGCCUCUGAGGGUGUUAUUUAUUUACUCUACCUAUGUGUAUCGACAAUUAAUCUCUUACAGUUCAGACAAAACCAUGGACCCUGAAUAUUUCCAAUCUCAUAAUAUGUGUUGGGGAACCCUUGGAACGGUGCGACCGUUCCCCAAUUUCCACCCCGAGCGAGAUGCAAGGGAGAUCCAGACAGCGCUGCAGAAGAAAGACGCGGCGACCCUGGUGAGAAUCCUGACCAAUCGGAGCAACGCUCAGAGACAAGAGAUCUCCGAGACCUUUGAGAAAAUCACACAAAAGGACCUGGCGGUUGGAGUGAAGAAAGCAACGUCAGGACAACUGGAGAUUCUGCUGCUGGAGUUGUUGAUGCCUCCUCUGCAGUAUGAGGCGUUUCGCCUGCAACAAGCCAUGGCGGGGCUGGGCACAGAUGAGGAAACGCUGCUGGAGAUCCUGUGUACACGAUCCGGCGAGAAGCUUCGAGAAAUCAGCGCCAUGUACAAGCUUUUGUUCAAGAAGGAGCUGGAGAAGGAACUGAGAGGGGAAACCAGUGGGGACUUCACUAACCUUGUUUUGGCUUUGUUAAAUAAAGACAAUAUUUCUGUUGGAGUUCAAAAAGAUAUUGAGUCUCUGUCUGCUUCACUGAAGGGGAAAAAAGCUGAUGCGGGACCGUGGAUCAACAUUCUAACCUCUAGAGACUCGGAUCAUCUGAACAAAGUGCUGGACGGACUGGAGCUGGAGAGAGGACAGACCGUGGACCAGGCCCUGGAGACAAAGUUCACAGGGGACAUUCGACGGGGUUUGAAAGUUCUAGUACAGUGCAUCCAAAACCCUGGUGUCUACCUCGCCAAAAGACUAGUUAACACGAAGACCCCAAUAAUGCAAGGGAUUGUGAUUUCACACGCGGAGGAAGAUCUGCUGUGUAUCCGAGCUGCUUACCUUAAAUUAACAGGCACUUCUCUCUACACUGCUCUACAGAAGCAGUACAAAGGAGAUCAUCUACAGGCUCUGCUUGCCCUCUGUCGAUCUGAAGACUGAACAAAAGUUGUACACAUUUCAAGGUUACAUUAGAAAGAGACUUUGAAUUGAUACUUUACAUAUUUAAUGGAAUCUCAUUUGAUUAUGAAUUGGUUUUUUUUUUAAUGAAUAA